AUGUCGAAGGCGAAAGCGGCCAUCUCCGGCGAUGAUGCUCUCGCUUCUCUCACAAGAGAUCCGUUGGACGUCGUUGGCCAGGACCUGUCGUCCCUGCGGCACAAUAUAGCAGCUCUAUUGGGAAGUGGACAUCCUUCUCUUGACAAGAUUGCGAAGUACUAUUUCGCUGCAGAGGGCAAGCAUGUGCGUCCGAUGAUCGUGCUGCUUAUGUCGAAGGCGACGAAUGGCCUUUCGCCCGCGUGGCAAGCGCACCGCGUCGCGGCUGUUGGUGAGCAUGUCGACUUGGCAAUGAGUCGUCCUGAUGUUUUGAACGAUGCCAACCCAAGUGCAACGAAUCCCCAUAUCCCGCAGGCCGCUGAAGCAAGUACCCAUCCGUAUGAGCCGGCACUGCAGUCGACGAUUCUUCCGACGCAACAGCGUCUCGCAGAAAUCACGGAAAUGAUCCACGUGGCGUCUCUUUUGCACGACGAUGUAAUUGAUGCUUCUCCCUUGCGUCGUGGUGCGCCAUCAGCGCCUUCGACGUUUGGGAACAAACUCAGCAUUCUGGGUGGCGAUUUUUUGCUUGGCCGCGCGUCUAUUGCCCUAGCUCGCCUGCGGGACCCCGAGGUCACAGAACUCAUGUCGACGGUGAUUGCGAAUCUUGUGGAAGGCGAGGUCAUGCAGCUCAAAGCCACAGAUUCAGAGCAAGUGCCCGUUACAGACGUGCAGUCGGCGCGUCCUUCCAACGAGGUGAUGGAGCGGUUUUGGUUCGCAUAUGAUCAAGGGUCAUCGUCGGCGAUGAGCACGCCAGGAGCGCCGAACGCUCUACUUUUCGAGUUUUACUUGCAAAAAACAUAUCUCAAAACUGCCUCGCUUAUCGCUAAAUCUGCUCGGUCAGCUACGGUCCUGGGCGGCUGCGGUACAUGGUCGAAUCAACAGAGUGACAUGACGCCACAGCAAAGGGCCGAUGCUGCCACUGUAUGUGAUGCUGCCUAUACGUUUGGACGCAAUGUUGGGAUUGCAUUCCAGCUCGUGGACGACAUGCUAGACUUCCAUGCGACGACCGAGGCAUUUGGUAAGCCGUCCGGUGGGGCUGAUCUCAAGCUGGGUCUUGCGACGGCGCCUGUAUUGUAUGCUUGGCAGCAGUACCCGGACUCCCCGCUCGGCACGAUGGUGCAACGUCGCUUUAGUGAGCCCGGUGAUGUUGAGCAAGCGCUCUCGCUCGUACACAAGUCUGAAGGGAUGCAACGGACGGCGGCCCUCGCCCGAUACCACGCAGACGUUGCUCAGCACGCGUUAUCGAUGCUGCCGCCCAGCGAUGCGCGUGCGGCUCUGGAAACACUGAAUCAACAGAUCAUCACACGUGCGAAGUAG
Malassezia globosa CBS 7966 is the source of this 1353-nucleotide messenger RNA. RefSeq lists its product as uncharacterized. The coding region runs from base 1 to 1353 and encodes 450 amino acids. The record is from RefSeq and is a predicted model, not a curated record. Gene Ontology annotation, molecular function: prenyltransferase activity. The transcript has a single exon. NCBI's taxonomy places the organism in Eukaryota, Fungi, Basidiomycota, Malasseziomycetes, Malasseziales, Malasseziaceae. Gene Ontology annotation, cellular component: transferase complex. Gene Ontology annotation, biological process: isoprenoid biosynthetic process; ubiquinone biosynthetic process.